Messenger RNA from Hyaena hyaena (striped hyena), 1308 nucleotides. Its product is annotated as zinc finger protein 596-like. Gene Ontology annotation, molecular function: DNA-binding transcription repressor activity, RNA polymerase II-specific. The annotation marks the transcript as partial. The record is from RefSeq and is a predicted model, not a curated record. Gene Ontology annotation, biological process: negative regulation of transcription by RNA polymerase II. Lineage: Eukaryota; Metazoa; Chordata; Mammalia; Carnivora; Hyaenidae. The transcript has 7 exons.
GAAUCAGUGACGUUUGAAGAUAUAGCAGUAGACUUCACCAAAGAAGAGUGGGCUCUGCUGGACACGUCCCAGCGGAAGCUGUUCAGAGAUGUGAUGCUGGAAAGUAUCAAUCAUCUGAUCUUUCUGGAGAAUCUUAUUGAAUGUAUUGAUUUGGGUGAUGAGUUUACUCAGAGAUCUACAUUGACUCAACAUUUGGUACUACACCUCAGGAAGAAACAUUACACCAGCAAACGGUGUAGAAUAUCACGUAGUGAACAAUCACCCCUUCCUCGACAUAGCCAAAUGCACACACGAGGCAAAUUAUAUAAAUGUCAUGUGUGUGGGAAAGCCUUCAGUAAUUGCUUUUGCCUGAGGGGACAUGCGAUGAUUCACACUAGAGAGAAGCCAUUUAAAUGCCACCUAUGUGGGAAAGGCUUUGUGCAAAACUCUGACCUUAGAAACCACAGUCAAACACACACAGGAGAGAAACCAUAUGAAUGCCAUGUGUGUGGGAAAGCUUUCAGUCACAGAUCCUACCUUAGAAAACAUGAGAAAAUUCAUUCUGGAGAGAAAUGUUACCAGUGUCAUGAAUGUAAGAAAACGUUUAGUCAGAGCUCUGGCCUUAGCCAGCACAAGAGAAUCCACACCGGAGAUAAACCACACGACAUGAGGGUACCCAACACCAGAGAGAAAAUCGGGAGUGCCCUCGAAACUCAGCAGAGGAAAGGGCUGCUCCAGAGAUUCCCCAGGAGACCCCCAGGAAGACAGCAGCGAUCCUGGCAGGAAUCUACAGAAUCCUGUGACUAUGUGAAGGAUCUCUUCAUCCACACAGGCCGAUGCCCGUGUACACCACCAAGAGGGCAUGAGACUCGGAGCCACAAGCAGUCCCGGGUGAGCCUCCUAGCAGGAACGCCGUACCGACCCAGCUGUCCCCGUCGGCUUCUGUCGGGAGACGUGCGGCGAGCACCUGGCCAACAGCUGGACGCCGUGAUGCCCCGGGUGUGGGGGCCCCUGAGCCGCCUGCCCCGGCACGCCAACGCUCUGCCCGGGAUCCCGGCCUCGUCGUCCAGCCGACUGAACACAGGCCCCGAUGGGCCUCCCGUGAGGGUCCGCAGGCCGUCUCCAAGGCGCAUGGCCUUGGCCACGCCCAGGCACCAGCCAAGCGUCCUGAGGUCGAGUCUCCUCAUCCCGCAACCCGACGGGCUCCCGUCGCCCAGCCCCACAUGCAGGCACCAGCCAAGAGAUGGGCCCCGAUCCCCGACGAGAUGUGCCAGAACCCUCCAAAGAAACCACGAUGGAGCCCCUUCCACCAACCCGACUGGAGCAUAG